AUGGACUCGGUUAAAGAUAUUCUGUAUGAUGUCAUCGGAUUCUCAACUACCUCCAUAGAGGACUUGAUUUCUGCGGUUGCCGAAGAAUCGGGUGACAGUAUCGAGAACUUUGUAGCUAGCAUAUGUCACGCCUUGCCCGUGUCUGAAGAGACCGCGUGGACUUUGGGCGCUCGGAUGCACGAACUGCGGAAGAACCAAGUAGCCGUCAAGCGACGGCGCUUGACGCCUGGAAUGUACCCACCUGAGUUUCGAGGCCGUGGAGUGGAGGGGGGAGUGGAGGGCGAGAGUGACCCUUUGGGACGUCAGAAGGAGGGCGAAAGUGACCCUUUGGGACGUCAGAAGGACGGGGCGCAGUUAUCAGCAAUAGACGCGUCUGUGUUGGCUUCGACGAGUAGGGACGCUCGGUACAAGGACGACCCGAUUUAUAUAACUCGAUUGCGCGAAGAGGCACGAAGGGAGUACUUACGUGACCGCGAGUUGUCGCAGUUGGAGUUGGCGAAGCGCAUCGUGGAGGACCGGGAGCAGGUGGGGGUUCUGCCUCCGGAUUUGGCGCGCGAGGUGUCUCGAAGGAACGAAGAAGAGAAGCAGCGGAUCCGGCUGACUGAGCAAUUGAGGGACGAACGGGCGGCGACGGCGGCGAUCGACGUCUACGAGUUGCCGGAGGCGUAUGAGGACGACACCCGGAGUAAGUUGAAGGUGCUAAAGAAGCGCCUCGUGGACCAGAGCCAGAGCCAUCGGAUGGGAGCGGCUACAACCCGGUUGGAUGAGUGGGAGCAGCAGAAGCUGCGCGAGGCGCUUCCGCGGGCAGAGGGGGACAAGGAAACGGAACGCGGUAGUGGAGCGGAGCGUGGAAGGACCGCGGACACUUUAAUUGAUGAGUCUGGCAAUCUGGUAGAGUUUGAGCGAAGCGAGAUUGUGCGGGGCAGCUUGGAUGACGACGAGGCGUGGUGGAACAUGUCCCGGGAAGAGCGAGAGGCGGUGCGGUUGCAGGACAUAGCGGACCGGCGACGCAAGAUGGAGGCUGAAAGACGGCUGCUGCCUGUCUAUAAGUUUCGGGCGCAAUUGCUGAAGGCGAUACGCGACAAUCCGGUGGUCGUAAUUGUUGGAGAAACUGGCAGUGGCAAGACCACCCAGAUACCACAGUAUCUGCACGAGGUGGGUUACAGUCGAAUGGGGAUGAUCGGCUGCACGCAGCCCCGACGAGUGGCGGCUAUGAGUGUGGCGGCACGAGUGGCGGACGAAAUGGAAGUUAAAUUGGGUCGAGACGUUGGUUACAUUAUCCGGUUUGAGAAUAUGACCAGUGACGGUACGAAAAUCAGUUACUUGACGGACGGCGCUUUGCUACAACAGUUCCUCACGGAUCCCGAAUUGAGUCAGUAUAGUGUGCUCAUAAUUGACGAAGCCCACGAACGAAGUCUGCAUACCGACGUGCUGUUCGGUUUGGUAAAGGACUUAUCCCGGUACCGGUCUGACGAUUUCCGACUCAUCAUCAGUAGUGCCACUCUGGAGGCGGAGAAAUUUAGCAAAUACUUUGAUGACGCUCCUAUAUUCAAAAUUCCCGGACGCAAAUAUGACGUGGAUAUCUUUUACACCAAACAACCAGAAGCCAACUUCAUCGAUGCUGCGGCUGCCACUGUGAUUCAAAUACACACCCAGAGACCUUUAGACGGAGAUGUUCUCGUGUUCUUACCCGGACAACAGGAGAUUGAAGAGUGCAUGGAACUGAUCCAAACGCGUUUGAAGAAUGAACAAGGAGAGGCAAAAAAACCGGAGCUGAGGGUGCUUCCCAUCUAUUCCACCUUGCCUGCUGACCAGCAAGCUCUUAUCUUUGUAAAAACACCCCCUACUGUUCGGAAAUGCGUCCUGGCUACAAAUAUCGCUGAGACGUCUAUUACCAUAGACAACAUUGUCUACGUUGUAGACCCCGGCCUUGUUAAAGAAAACAGCUACGAUCCUAGAUCCGGACUGGCCUCUCUGGUCACGGUGCCAUGCUCCAGGGCUUCGUGCAACCAACGAGCCGGCAGAGCCGGACGAGUGAAGCCUGGUAUGUGCUUUCGUCUGUUCACCAAAACGAGCUGGCUGAAAGAGCUUGAGGAAUGCAAUGCUCCAGAAAUGCUGCGUUGUGAUAUAUCGCAAGUUGUACUCAUUAUGAAAUCACUGGGCAUAGACGAUUUACUCAACUUCGACUUUCUGGACCCUCCACCCACCCAGGCAUUAAUUCAGUCGUUGGAAACUCUUUACCAUCUUGGCGCAUUAAAUGAUAAAGGCCAAAUGACAAGCAUUGGUCGAAAGAUGUCGCAACUGCCAGGCACUCCGCAGAUAGCUAAAAUGAUACUAGCGGGUGGUGAAAUGAAUUGCUUAGAAGAAUGCCUUACCAUCGCGUCAAUGCUCGAAGUUGCGAACAGUCUGUUUUAUUGUCCGAAGCAAAAAGCUGCUCACGCCACCAGCAUCAGACGUUCUUUCCAGCGCAAGGACGGCGAUCACCUCACUCUAUUGCACGUGUACAGGUCGUGGGAACAAGUUAACUACGAUCAGCAAUGGUGUUUCGAUAACUUCGUCCAAUUCCGCUCGCUAAAUCGAGCUCGCGAUAUAUAUGAUCAAUUCGUGGCCCUUCUGCCAAGAGUAGGACUUGCCAUUCCCAACACCACCUCCGAGGACUUGGUACGCAUCAAGAAGGCCAUCGCUUCCGCUUUUUUUAUGCAAGCCGCCGUUCUCACAAGAAACGGGCAGUACAAAACGCUCGUAACCAACCGGGUUGCGGACAUUCAUCCCUCAUCGUCCUUGUUCAUUACUCAAGAUGCCAACCAAAGACCCGCUCAGCCUUUGUACAGACCUCCUUGUGUUAUUUACGGGGAACUCGUUUUAACAACCAAGAAAUACCUGAGAAACGUCACCGAAAUCGAGGCACGCUGGCUGAGCGAGCUGGUGCCUCAUUUCUUCAAGAACCAUAAAAAGCUACUUAUAAAAUAG
Gregarina niphandrodes is the source of this 2970-nucleotide messenger RNA. RefSeq names its product RNA helicase. NCBI's taxonomy places the organism in Eukaryota, Apicomplexa, Conoidasida, Eugregarinorida, Gregarinidae. Gene Ontology annotation, molecular function: ATP hydrolysis activity; RNA binding. The transcript has a single exon. The record is from RefSeq and is a predicted model, not a curated record. The coding region runs from base 1 to 2970 and encodes 989 amino acids. Gene Ontology annotation, cellular component: intracellular anatomical structure; catalytic step 2 spliceosome.